AUGGAGCGGAUUGUUCGACCUCUAUCUCGACAACUGACCAGACAACAACUACGAUAUCCCUUUGCCAUACCUUCGUCUCCUCCAUUUUUGAGAUUAUACAGUAUGGGUCACACAAUACCUCCUCUCAAGGAUAAAUCGCUUUUCAUAGAAAAGUCGUAUGUCAAUGGCGAGUGGGUGGGUGCUGAGUCAGGAAAGACUUUUGAAGUUCAUGAUCCAUCCGAUGGCAAGAUCAUUGGUACUUGCCCAGAGUUCACAGCUUCCGACACAGAGAAAGCCAUCCAAGCUGCUGCCGCCGCAUUCCCUAGUUUCCGCAAAACGCUCGCUCGAGAGCGUGCUCGUAUGUUGCGACGAUGGUAUCAAUUAAUGGUUGAUAAUGCCGAUGACUUGGCAACUCUAAUUACGUGGGAGAACGGCAAACCUUUUGCUGAUGCGAAAGGUGAGGUCAUGUACGCUGCGAGCUUUUUUGAGUGGUUCAGCGAGGAGGCUCCUCGUAUAUACGGUGACACCAUUCCUUCGACUGUUCCUGGCAACCGAAUUAUCACAUUAAGGGAGCCCGUCGGUGUCUGUGGUCUUAUUACUCCCUGGAACUUCCCAGCUGCUAUGAUCACACGAAAAAUUGGACCUGCUUUGGCCGCUGGCUGUACCGUCGUGGCCAAGUCUCCCGGCGAGACACCUUUCACAGCCAAUGCACUGGCCGAGCUGGCUCAUCGCGCUGGUAUCCCCAAAGGCGUUGUAAACAUUGUAACCGCCGACAAAAAUGUGGUCGAGGUUGGAGAAAUCCUCACCACACACCCAGAUGUCCGCAAGGUAUCCUUCACAGGGUCCACAAACGUCGGUAAACUUCUCAUGAAGCAAGCGUCAUCGACUGUUAAGAAAGUUUCUUGGGAGCUCGGUGGGAACGCUCCUUUCAUUGUUUUUGACGAUACUAAAGAUCUUGAUGCUGCUGUCACUGGAGCCAUCGCAUCCAAAUUCCGCAGCUCCGGUCAGACCUGCGUGUGCGCCAACCGUAUUUACGUCCAAAAGGGCAUAUAUGAAGAGUUCGUUGCCAAAUUCACCGAAAAGGUGAAAGGCUUCAAGCUCGGUUCCGGAUUUGACGCCGGUACUACACAUGGACCUGUCAUUCAUUCUCGUGCAGUCGACAAGGUUGAGCAACACGUUCGCGAUGCAGAGUCUAAGGGCGCCAAAGUCAUGGUGGGCGGAAAACGUGCGCCUGAGCUCGGCGAUAAUUUCUAUCACCCCACCGUCUUGGCAUAUAUGACCAAGGAUAUGCAAAUUGCUUCUGAGGAGACAUUCGGUCCUGUCGCGGGUCUCUUCCCAUUUGACACCGAAGAGGACGUUAUCAAACUUGCAAACGCAGCAGAGGUUGGAUUGGCGGCUUAUUUCUUCUCUAGUGAUGUCAAGCGUUGCUUCCGCAUUGCCGAGGCAUUGGAGGUUGGUAUGGUUGGUGUCAACACUGGACUCAUCAGUGACGUUGCUUCACCAUUCGGUGGAGUCAAGCAGAGCGGAUUUGGCCGUGAAGGCAGCAAGUACGGUAUUGAAGAGUUCAUUGUCACAAAGUCUGUUACGUUCGGGGGCAUCACCGAACCAGGCUUGUAA
Messenger RNA from Talaromyces amestolkiae, 1596 nucleotides. RefSeq lists its product as uncharacterized. Gene Ontology annotation, biological process: GABA catabolic process. The record is from RefSeq and is a predicted model, not a curated record. The transcript has 4 exons. Lineage: Eukaryota; Fungi; Ascomycota; Eurotiomycetes; Eurotiales; Trichocomaceae. Gene Ontology annotation, molecular function: succinate-semialdehyde dehydrogenase (NAD+) activity. Bases 1 to 1596 code for a protein of 531 amino acids.